AUGGGCAAACUAUCGGGUCUUAUCUCCUCCGGCUACGGCUUCACCGUCGAAGCGGCAACAGCUCUCUCACACCCAUCUUCAACCCAAAGUGCUCCCCACACUUCAAAGUACGGAUACUAUUCUCGCUCUCACAAUGCUCUAUUAUACCAACAACCCAACGAACAUCUUUCAUCUCGAGAAAGACGAGAGUUGCCACUCCCUGUCAUCAUCCCACAGCGAAGACCGCAGGACAAAUCGCGCGGCUGGGUGCGAGCUUAUGCACCAGCACUCAUGGGGGCGGGCAUUGACGAAGUGACGUUUUUGGAUUUCAUCGAUCGCUUCAAUGAGGAGAGCAAGGCAUCGCCCUAUUUUCACGUCGUCAACGUCGCGGGAGCCGGUGUAGGAUUUCUUCCCGGAAUCACUCCCAUGAUCGUCUCGAUGGCUGUCCCAGUCGCUGUUCAAGUAGCGAAGCAAGCGCAGUCAAAUCACCAAACUCAAUCAUACCUCGACAAGAUGAACACGAAAUUGUUCGUACCACAUGGUCUGUAUGCCAUAAUCAUGACCUACAAACCUCAACAGACAGGAGAUAUGUUAAAUGUAGAUGUGUCGUCGAAUGGAUCUCAGUUUCCAUCACCUUACCCACGUUUGUUUCCGAAAGCACCGAGCGGAAGGAACUCGUAUCAGAAACAAGAUUUCACAUUACCUGAUUCUUGCCCUCUCGUCUUUGCCGACUCGGCUCCCCCGCAAACGCUCGAUCCUUCCCGAAACGGCUUUUUUAAAAUGGCGGACUUUGUAUCUGACUUCAAAGAUCGUCGAGCACAGACAACUUUUGCGCAAGAAAAUCCUGCAUCAACGCUCGUUGGCCCUAAACCAACAUUCACGAGUAAAUACGCCGAUCCGAGCUAUUUAUCGAAUGCCAAGGAUGACAUGCGGAAGACACCUAAGCGAGAAAAAGAGAAGAAGAAACCGGGGACGUUGAAGAGUAUAAAGGAGAAAGUUAUGCACUCUGAUGUUUUGCACCUCAUGAUUGUUAAUAACCCAACAGAUUCAACGACACACUUACGUAUGGCCAGUCCCGGACCAGCAUAUCAACAUGGCACACCACCAAGAACGAACAAUUCUUGGUAUGAACAGCAAUAUUCUUCAACGGUGGAGUACAGCCAUUCAAGACAGCAAGCCCACAAUCCCAGCCUGCAUGGAAACCCGCCAUUGGAUAAUCCACAAAUGCAAGCCACAUCGACAUACCAGUAUGGUCCUUCCCCGUUGCAAAUUUCCACUUCGGAUCCUCAACCAUUAUAUCAGCAGCAGCUUCCAGCAGCGAAAGAAGAGUACGAUCCCAAGCAGAACUAUAGCGGACCGGUAAACUAUGACAAGGGCUAUGAACAUGUGAUAGGGAACGAGAAUCGACAAGUGAGCGGAAACGGGGAGCAUUUCGGACAGCAGCACCAAGCUCGAAGAGAGACGCAAUCUGUGACGCCUUCUCCAGUUCCAAGGAUAGAAGUACCACCUAUAUAUACGCCAUACCCGAGAGAUGAGUAG
Cadophora gregata is the source of this 1518-nucleotide messenger RNA. RefSeq lists its product as uncharacterized. The record is from RefSeq and is a predicted model, not a curated record. The coding region runs from base 1 to 1518 and encodes 505 amino acids. NCBI's taxonomy places the organism in Eukaryota, Fungi, Ascomycota, Leotiomycetes, Helotiales, Ploettnerulaceae. The transcript is spliced from 5 exons.